CCCGGGAGGCUGCCAGUCGGGGCGGCAGGCCAGAGUCGGCGGCGGGGGCCCGCGGUCGGUGCGCGACCCGAACUGGCGGUGGUUUCCGGUUCCGCGGGGCUGGCGGGCGGGCGGGCAGCCGGGAGCGGCGGCGGCGGCGGUGCCUGACAGACAAUGAGGGCGGCGGGGCGGCGCUGAGCGGCGGCGGCGGCGAGCGACGCGGGGCCCGGGGGCGGGGCGGGGCGCCAGCCAUGGACAAUCAGUGCACUGUCCAGGUCAAGUUAGAGCUGGGACACCGUGCCCAACUGCGCAAGAAGCCCACAACGGAGGGGUUCACCCACGAUUGGAUGGUGUUUGUCCGUGGCCCCGAGCAAUGUGAAAUCCAGCACUUCGUGGAGAAAGUGGUCUUCCGGCUGCAUGACAGCUUCCCCAAGCCCAAGCGCGUGUGCAAGGAGCCCCCUUACAAAGUGGAAGAGUCGGGUUACGCUGGCUUCAUCAUGCCCAUCGAGGUGUACUUCAAAAACAAGGAGGAGCCCAGGAAGGUUUGCUUCACCUAUGACCUGUUCCUGAACCUGGAGGGCAACCCGCCCGUGAACCACCUGCGCUGUGAGAAGCUCACCUUCAACAAUCCCACCAUCGAGUUCCGGUACAAGCUCCUGAUGGCUGGCGGGGUGAUGGUAAUGCCCGAAGGAGCAGAAACGGUGUCCAGGCCCAGCCCCGACUACCCCAUGUUACCCACAAUUCCACUCUCUGCCUUCUCUGACCCCAAGAAGACCAAACCGUCCCACGGCUCCAAGGACGCCAGCAGGGACAGCAGCAAGGCCUGCAAGACCCAUAAGACGGCCAAGGAGCACCGGGAGCGGCCACGGAAGGACUCCGAGGGCAAGGCCCCCUCCAAGGAGCCGGAGCGCGAGCAGGCCAGGAGCACCAAGGACGCCACACGGAAGCCAGGCGAAGGCCGGCCGCCCAAGGAAGAGAAGGCCCCGCCGGCCAAGGCCGCUUUCAAGGAACCCAAGAUGGCCCUGAAGGAGACCAAACUGGAGAGCAUGUCCCCCAAGGGCGGGCCCCCGCCCCCACCCCCGCCCAAGUCUUCCAGCAAGCGGCCGGCUGCCGCCGACUCACCCAAGCCCAGCGCCAAAAAGCAGAAGAAGAGUAGCUCCAAGGGGUCCAGGAGCGCCCCCAGCACCUCGCCCCGCACCUCGUCUUCCUCCUUCCCGGACAAAAAGCCGGCCAAGGACAAGGGCAGCGGCAAAGGGGAGAAAGUCAAGGCCGAGAGCGAGCCCAGGGAGAUCAAAAAACCCCCGGAGGUGGAGGAGUCCAACUCGGAGGAUGAGGCGUCCUUCAAGACGGAGUCUGCCCAGUCGAGCCCGUCCAACUCCAGCUCCAGCUCCGACUCCAGCUCCGACUCGGAUUUCGAGCCGUCUCAGAACCACAGUCAAGGCCCCCUGCGCUCCAUGGUGGAGGACCUGCAGUCGGAGGAAUCCGACGAAGACGACUCUUCGUCGGGCGAGGAGGCCUCUGGGAAGACCAAUGCUGGGAGGGACUCCAGGUUGAGCUUCAGUGACAGUGAAAGUGACAACAGCGCCGACUCCUGCCUGCCCAGCCGGGAGCCCCCUCCCUCCAAGAAGCCACCCCCACCCAACAGCAAGGCGUCAGGCCGGAGGAGCCCAGAGUCCUGCAGCAAGCCCGAGAAGAUCCUCAAGAGGGGCACCUACGACAAGGCCUACACGGAUGAGCUGGUGGAGCUGCACCGGAGGCUGAUGGCCCUGAGGGAGCGCAACGUGCUGCAACAGAUCGUAAACCUGAUUGAGGAGACCGGCCACUUCAACGUCACCAACACCACCUUCGACUUUGAUCUCUUCUCCCUGGACGAGACUACCGUGCGUAAGCUGCAGAGCUACCUGGAGGCCGUGGCCACAUGACCCUGGGCCGGGUGCAGGGCCCUCUUCACCGGGGGCCCCGGGAGGCCACGCCCAGGCCCCGCCUUCCUUCUUCUCUCUCGACUCACCCACCCGCAGCACUGCCUUAGUGACCGCCCUGUCCUCGGCCCGCACGGCCAGCUGCACUUUCCUCGUCGGCUCCCAUCCCCCCCUCCCCACCACCGGAUCGGGAGCCCUGAGGCUGAGGGGGGGCAGGCCGGCGCCGCUGCUCCCCAACACUCAGGGGCCGUCACCUGGGCCCCCCUCGGGAAGCAGCUUGUGUUGAAGGCAGCACCAGGCCUCACUUCAGGAGGGGAGGAAACGUGGCCCACGGUGGGGGCCCCGCUCCGCCGCAGGACACAUGGCAUGGUUUCACUGCCUUGGCCUCUCUGAGCAGCCGGGGCACUGCCUCCAGCCUCCCCCAACGGUUCCCACACACCCACCGUGCCCCAGGGCCGCGCCAGGCCGGGUGCAGUCCCCCGCGGGCUCUCACUGUGCUGGGACUCUGUCUGUACAGUUCUCUCUCUAGUGUAUGUGUAUGCACUGUAGGUACCAGAGCGGUUUCCGGGUGUGCGUUUCCGUGGCAGCAGUGCACGUGGGGGGUGGGGGGUGAGUACGGCGGGACUUUUAGGUUAAGACGUUCCCACUGGUCUUGUCGCGGGGCCGGAGGCCCAGCUGGAGCGGCGCCUCUAAGAGGCGAGGGGAGGACUCGCCCUUCGCGGCUCCAAGGAUGUCUCGUCCUCCCGUGGCCCGGAGGACCCAGCCGAGGGCCGGCGAACACUACGACGGGGCAGCGGGGCCUCGGCACCCAGGGGCCUCCGCGCACUUGGCGCCUGGUCAGACCGGCGGCCGCCUCCAGGAGCAGACCUCCUGGCCUCCACCAGCCACGGGCCAUGUCGUGUGUUGCCCCCCACGGCUCGUCUUCUUCCUCCUUCCAUGGGUCCUCUUCCUCCUUUCUGUCGUUGGAGUCUUCGAACUUUGAAAAAAUGAGCUUUUGCCAAAUAAGACGAGAUAGUUUGUGGAGUUUUUUGAGGAGCGUCAGGACUUAGAGCCAGCCCCUCGAGCCAGGGCCCAGCCGGCAGCAGGCCCUCCCGGGCACCCCUCUCUCGGUUCGGGCCUGGCCGUCCCACCCCUUCGAGUCAACGCCAGUCCAGAGACCUGACUCCUCGCAUGCCUGAGACUCUCCGAGGGCCAAGCUGGCUCCCCACCCUCUCAGCCAGAAUGCCCUCAUGGGGUUAGCCCACCCUGGGUGGGGCUCCUGGGGGCUGGGGUCCUGUUUGCUCAGCCUCUCAUCCCCCAGUGCCCCCGCCCUGACUUGUGUGGGGGGAAAGGACCAGGGCCCCGAGGUGGGCUCACCCUCUCUCCCCAGCCCACCCUCAGAGGGCCUCUCCUUCCUGCCUGUCGGGAGCUCCGAUGCGGGGAGUGCCAAGCUCCCCUUCCCUGUGGGUCCCGACUAGUGUGUCCCCGAUUCCGUCUGUCAGGCAGACCCUAAACACUCCCUGGGGAGACCUGCCUCCAAGGUUUCCCCAAAUUUCAGCCUCCCUGGUGAAAUCCCCAGAACUUGCCGGGAAGGCCCAAGAACUUUCAGAGGAAACCGCCACGACUCCUCGCCAUCUGCUCUGAUUCUCUCCUGACCCCACUGCCUUGAGGUAUUAGGAAGAGGGCGGGCCUGUGUGGCAGGCUCCGUGCUGUCACGGUCCCCUUCCCCAGGCAGGCCAACAAUACUCCAAAGUGGGGCACCUCUCUUCUCUGGAAACUCUAAGACAGUGGACAGAAGGAACUAGCCUGACGUGGGCUACGUGAAAGGCAGCAGCUGCCCGGCCCUCUGCACAGAGGCUGCUGGGGGCCAUGGCCGGGAGCCUGAGCCCCAGGGCGCCAGGCCUUCCCCUUCCGGAGCAUCUCCUGGGAAGGGCCACAGGCCCUCCCGGGCUCCACCCCGGACUCGGGCAGCGUUCUUGUCUGGAGCCGGGCUGUCCCCAGGAAGCAGCUGGAGGAAGGCCGGGCUUCGGCCUGCCCUCAGUAGCAGCAGCGUCUGGCCCCUCCUGCUGUUUCUGGGGCCUUCAGAAGCACCAACCCGUUUCUCAGUUACCUCCUCUGGCCAGAAGGCCCCAGUGCUGUCCCCCAGAGCUGCUCUGGGUCCAGUGCUGGCCCCGUGAUCACCUGAUGGACGUGCCAGGCAACCAGGGCCUUGACCGCAGCCUUCCCAGCUGCCCCCCUCCCCGGCCCACCCCCAGCUGCCCGGCAGCUGGGCCCACAAGGGCUCUGGGGACGCUUCCAUAGGAAGGGGCCGGCACUUUGUGAUUGCCGCGUGUUUAGUGUUAAGUCCCCUGCCCCCAGUGCAAAUCCCUGUGUUUUGCUAUCUCCUGAACAAAAUGUAAACCGACACCUGAAAGCAAAAGGUAUCGAAUACCUUUCUUACCCAUAAGGGUUUUUACAAAGAAUGUGUCUCACUAGGAACUAGGACACUCAUCGGCCUGAGACCAACUCCUGGAUAAAAGGAAUAAAGGAGAAUCGUGUUUGUAAUAAGUCACAGGAUUGUUUCUGUCCUGAAUUUUAAACUUUUUGUUAAAUUGUGAAAUUAUGGAGGAGUUUUAUAGAAAAAAAAAGUGAAAUAAAGUCAGAUGGGAAAGCAGA
Messenger RNA from Panthera uncia (snow leopard), 4532 nucleotides. It is a transcript of the gene MLLT1, whose product is annotated as MLLT1 super elongation complex subunit. Gene Ontology annotation, biological process: regulation of DNA-templated transcription. The transcript has 12 exons. The coding region runs from base 231 to 1901 and encodes 556 amino acids. NCBI's taxonomy places the organism in Eukaryota, Metazoa, Chordata, Mammalia, Carnivora, Felidae. Gene Ontology annotation, cellular component: super elongation complex. The record is from RefSeq and is a predicted model, not a curated record.